AUGAGGUUGUUUCUCUUGCUUCUACUUCCGGUGGUGAUCACCACUAUGAAGUACCCUACAGCACCUGGCUAUUAUCCACCCGAAGAAAUGAGGACCGAUACGCCCGCUGCUGUUAUGAAUCCAUAUCAAUCAAUGUCUGAACCAUCUGGCAUGGACGAUUAUCAGUUCUACUAUGAAAAAGUGCCAAAGCCGGGUGUAUCGCUACCUGGACCGAAAUCAGGCGGACCUGCUCAAAAUCCAAAUCCGGCCAGUGGAAAAAUUCCGCUCGGGGAACCAAGUCCGGCCAGUGGACCGAUUCCGCUUCCCAAUCCGAAUGGGCCAGUGGACCGAUUCCGCUUCCCAAUCCGAAUGGGGCCAGUGGACCGAUUCCGCUUCUCAAUCCGAAUCCAGCCAGUGGACCGAUUCCGCCUGCCGAUCCAUAUCCAAAAAAUCCAGAUAGAAGUGAAGAGUGCUGAAAACUUCCCACCUGAUAUCUAUGAGAGCACCUACAGCGAAGUUCCCAGCACAAAUCUUCCCACUGACCCUAACCAAACGAACAAUCUAGAGCCUCUCCCUGGAAACACCCACUACCAAGUCCCCAGUACAAAUAAUUACCCCACUAACAGUCCUCAGAAGAACAACUUUGAAACGAAUCCUCUCAAUCCCACAACCAGUGGUCCCUCCUCGCCUGGAGGAUCUCCCUAUGAUGAAGGACCAUCUGGUGGUGAUGUUCAUCCAGGGAGCAAAUCUCCCACAACGAACGACAGCUCUCCACCGGGAGGAUCUCCCUAUGAUGAAGGACCAUCUGGUGGUGAUGUUCAUCCAGGGAGCAAAUCUCCCACAACGAACGACAGCUCUCCACCGGGAGGAUCUCCCUAUGACCGAGGAUCGUCGAAUGGGCCUGUUCCGCCAGUGCCACCUCCACCAUCACCACGAACUGCAAGUCUUGAUCACGAAUACAACGGUUGGACUCCAAUUCCGAGAAGACCUUCAACGGAGCCGUUCGCAAGCGAUACUGGAAGUGGAGUGAGUAUUUGA
This is a messenger RNA of Ostertagia ostertagi, 1017 nucleotides long. The record is from the annotation of a GenBank genome assembly. Lineage: Eukaryota; Metazoa; Nematoda; Chromadorea; Rhabditida; Trichostrongylidae.